Coffea eugenioides is the source of this 853-nucleotide messenger RNA. RefSeq lists its product as uncharacterized. The transcript has 6 exons. The coding region runs from base 29 to 604 and encodes 191 amino acids. Lineage: Eukaryota; Viridiplantae; Streptophyta; Magnoliopsida; Gentianales; Rubiaceae. The record is from RefSeq and is a predicted model, not a curated record.
UCUUUCCUGGUUCAAAAUUUCUCUUGCCAUGGUAAUGAUUCUUCUACCAAUUGCCACAAGAGGAGAUGAUCCUUUGACUCCUAUUUUGAACGAUAUAUGUAAAGAAGUGGAGUGUGGGAAAGGAACUUGCCAAGCAUCUCUAGGCUACCCAUUCAACUUCAAAUGCAUUUGCGACAAUGGUUGGAAGCGAACACGUUUAGAUAAUGAAGAAACUUUAGAGUUUCUACCUUGUGUAAUUCCAAAUUGCUCUCUUGACUAUUCUUGCAUGCCAGCUCCAGCUCCUCUUCCAUCAAUUCCAUACAAUAAAUCUUUCUUCGACCCCUGCUACUGGAUUUACUGCGGUGGAGGAACAUGCAUAAAGGAUGCAACAUAUACACACAAAUGUCAGUGCAAUAGUGGUUACUCUAAUCUCAACGACAUCUCAGUUUUUCCAUGCUUUAAUCAAUGUGCCGUUGGGUCCGAUUGUUCAAGGCUGGGAGUUAAGCUUUCAUCAUCAACUUCAUCUCGAAAUAAUGAUGACAGCCCUGCUACAUCAAUUUUACCAUGGAAGUUUCAAUGGAUGGGAAUCUUGCUGAUAUCUGGUGCUAUACUACUCUGGAAAUAGGAAUUUCAAUAGUGUGUUGCCUCAGUUUGGCAUCACUUUACCAGUUAUGUAUACACAUAAUUGCUUGAUAUUGAUUGCGAUGUACUUAUUUAAUUAUUUGCACAAAGGAUUGAUUUUGCAUUCAUAGAAUAAACACGAGGAAGAGGAUUAUAGCUACUAGAAUAGCCUCAUAUAUAGUAGCAAGCAGCACCUUCUAUUAACAUCUUUCUUGUGUAAAAGAACAUACUGUUAUUGCAGAUAUUGAUUUUG